AUGAGGAUCCAUUACCUGCUCUUUUUCCUUUUCUUCUUGUUCCUGCUGCCUAUUCCAGGUGAAAGUGGGUUGCUGUCACGAAUAAGCAGCCUGAUCUGCAAAGUGAGGAAGGGCAAAUGCAGAACUAUUGCAUGUACCAGCAAAGAAGAAAAGAUUGGGACCUGUUCCCUCGGCCGCCGAAAAUGCUGCCGCAAGAAGAAAUGA
This is a messenger RNA of Phascolarctos cinereus (koala), 204 nucleotides long. Its product is annotated as beta-defensin 103A-like. Gene Ontology annotation, biological process: defense response to bacterium; cell chemotaxis. Lineage: Eukaryota; Metazoa; Chordata; Mammalia; Diprotodontia; Phascolarctidae. Gene Ontology annotation, cellular component: extracellular region. Gene Ontology annotation, molecular function: CCR6 chemokine receptor binding; chemoattractant activity. The record is from RefSeq and is a predicted model, not a curated record.